Dermatophagoides farinae (American house dust mite) is the source of this 2901-nucleotide messenger RNA. RefSeq lists its product as uncharacterized. Gene Ontology annotation, biological process: protein K11-linked ubiquitination; anaphase-promoting complex-dependent catabolic process. Gene Ontology annotation, cellular component: anaphase-promoting complex; nuclear periphery. The record is from RefSeq and is a predicted model, not a curated record. NCBI's taxonomy places the organism in Eukaryota, Metazoa, Arthropoda, Arachnida, Sarcoptiformes, Pyroglyphidae.
CACAGUCACAUUUGCUAUUUCAACUGAAUAAGCUUCAUUGGGUAGCUUUGGUUCUAUUUAUGUGAAAUUUUUUUUUUCAUUUUAUUUUAGCGGUUAAUAAACCGAAUUUUGGUAUCCGAGUAAAACGUUUUUAAAAAAAUGACCAAUUUUCGUAAAGUUGGUGAACGUUUACUUCCGUUGGAAGUCAGUCAUAUUCGAAUUAAUCCAUGCAUGGAUAUUGUUGCUUUGGCAUUGUCUAGUUCAGAUAUAGCUAUCAAUCGUUUAUUCUCAUGGCAACGUGUUUGGUCCAUUCCGAAACCUAAAAUUCAUCAAAAUGAUAACGUUGAAAUUAUCAAGAUUAUCGAUAUGGUAUGGUCGAUUGAUGGAAAAAUUCUUGCCGUUGCAUAUAAUCGACCAAUUGAUGGUGAAAAUCGUAAUAAAAAUUCGAAAAAUAUUGAUGAAAAUUGCACAACAAAACCAGAAUAUCAUUCAUCGAUUGCAAUGUAUUUAAUCGAAACAAAUCAAAGAGUUUGUGUUCAUAAUCUUUCAUUCAACAUAACCUGUCUAUGUUGGCAGGUAAAAAGCCAUUGUCCAGAUGUUGAAUCAUCAACAAUGAAAGCUAUCAAUAUUGAUGAUCUUAAUUUACCAUUGGAUUCUAUCAACAUUCCUUAUGUUGAUCUUUGUAUCUGUGAUGAUGAAUUAUUGAAUUAUCCAUUCAACACGACAACACAACAAUUGGGUAAAAAUUCAAAAUUGCCUGCAGGAGAUUCGAAUAAAAAUUCUUCAAGUAAAAAAUUCAAUUCAAUUCUACCACCAUUAACCAGGAUUAAUCGUCAAGAUGAAUUUGUAUCAUAUGAUCGUAUGAAUCUGUUACAGAAUAAAACCAUCAAUAUAUUGACCAUUGGAACCGAACAGAAUAUUAUUCUUUUUUAUCUAUUUGGUUAUUAUCAAAUCUUGAAUAUUGAUCUAAAACAAUUCAUUCACAAUGACCGUCAAUUACGAAUUGAUCGCAUUUGGAUAUCACCAGAUUUGAAUUCGAUUCAAGUUUAUUUCAAAUGUAACAAUAACAACGAUAAACAACAAGCCAAUUCGAAUUUAAUGUUAUUCGAGACACGAUUAUUUGGCAAUUUAUGGAAAGAAAUUUUUCUUGUCAAUCGUGUCCGUUUGAAUAUCGAUAUACGUGUAGAAUUUCUUCAUGAUACAAUCAAAGAAAUUUCAUCAAUUUGGUCCGAUGUUAUUGUCGAUAUCAAAUCACGUUUAUCCGGUUAUCAAUUAAUACCUGAGCAAACAUUUGAUGUUUCAAAUUCCCAACAAAUGGAUCAAAAUCGAAUACAAUUGAAAUUGAAAGAUUUUAUCGACAUGUUAAUAUUCGGCAAUAUAAGCCUGAAUCUGGAACGUUUUCUACAUGAUCUUAAUAGAAAAGAAACAUCGAAAUUAUAUCAUUCAUUUGAACAUUGUAUUGAUGAUAUAAAUCGUUUGAUCAUAACACGUUUGCUUAACACAUUGACACAGAUAUUGUCCUAUUUGGAUAAUCUUCGAGGAAUGAUUUUAAAUGAUCUAUUAUUCGGUGAUCUUGGACUGUCCAUUGAAAAUGUCAAUCAAUUUCGUUGUGAAAUAACGUGGAUGAUGGACAAAUGUAAUCGAUUGAUGACCACAAUGAAUGAUUUGAAAUGUAAAAUGCUUGCUGUAACAAGAUUGAUUUAUAAAGGAAUUUUUAUGGCACAUUAUUCACAUGAUCAUAAUGAACAUGAAUAUUCGAAAUAUUGUGAUGAUCAUCUGGAUAUUGGUCGUAUGACAUUGCAAGAUUUUCAUCUUAUUAUGGAUUUUUUCAAUGAUGGCUCAUUUACAAAUGGUUUUGAAUUUCAUCGUAUUGAACGAAUGCUUGAUCCAAAUUCACAAUCAUCAUCAUCAUCAUCAUCAAAAACAAGUGUACAAAUGUCUAAAAACGAUAAUGAUGAAAACAUACGAAAUCCGUAUAAAACGUAUUUGGAGGAAAGAUAUUUGAAAAAUUUUCUCAACAUUCUCAACGAUCAUAAAGGUAAAAAUUUCAACGAAAUGUCCGUUGAAGAUUUAUUUCGACUAUUUUCCGGAACAUUUUCAUCAUCAAAUGAUUCAAUGAUGAAAUUUGAUAAUCUACCCGAUAAAGAUAGUGAUGAGACACGAAAAUGGUUUGAAAUGUUGAUGAAUGAUUCGAAUAAUAUUGAUUCGAUUAGUGAAAAUAUUACAUCCGAUUGGUCACUUUCAGAACAUCAUGAAAGAUUAUCACGAAUUAAGCAACGAUUAUUUGGUGAUUCAUUUGAACAUAUGAAUGAAUUGCAAUCAAAAUUGAUUGAAAAAUCUGUGGAUAAAAUGACAUUUGAAUUUCAUCAUGAUUUCGAUUGUACAAAAGAAUUAUAUGAAAUUGAACCAAUAUCAUUGGAUUGUCAUAGUGUUCUGUGUUAUCAUCCAAACCUGAAUGAACAAUCAACCAGAUAUCUUUAUGUUGGAAAAUUUAAUCAAAAUCAUCAUGAUGAUAAUCAAACAACAAUGAUGACCAUAUUUCGUUUUCAGCAACCAUUGCAUAAUCAAAUUGAUUUAAUACAAUUUAAUUUGAUUGGAAAUUGUCAUUCAUCAUGUCAUUGUGUGGAUAAAAUUGGAUUCUAUAUUGAAGAUUGUCGAUUCUAUAAUUCUGAAUGGAUGACAUUGAUUAUUACUGAAUAUCAUCGAUUUAAUGAACAACAACAACAACAACAUCAUCGUCAUCAUCAACAAUGGAAAACAAUGAAUCAAAUAGAAAACAAUAUUUAUUACAAUGUAGAUAUUCAAAAAUGUUUGAUUCAAUGAAUGAUUUUAUUGUUGAACGAAUAACCAAACAAAAUAGAAAAACAUUCAAUAAUCAUGCAUGGAAAAUUGAUAUCGGUACAAUUAUGGAUCGUAUUUGGA